AUCAAACAAAAUCUGUGCAGCGCAUCCCUUUCGGCGUGUUGAAGUAGUUUCUUCUGUUUUUUCUCCAUGUUACCGUCGCGGUUACAGCGACUCUUGGAUUGGGGAGGGACUGGUUACACCUUUGUUCGUUGCUGAACAUUUUGUUACGUGCUUUAACAUUUUAUAAGAUGCUUCAGAGGAAAUGAAUUUCGUCUGAAGAUGUAUCUGGAAAAAAACUAAUUGUAUCGUUUUUGGAGGGUAUAGCUUUCUCUGAUCGACGGUACUGUAUUGUGACAGAGCAGGGAGAUAGAUACACACACGGUUUCCCAGUGCAAUGGAAUAAUUAACAACUGCAAAAAGAAGUGAAACUUUCAAAUGCCUGGAGACUUCGUCGAAUUGUUAACUUAAUCCCAUUAAAAUCAGUUUCCACCAAGUUCAGAUGCGGGUGGUUGAUUUUGAUCAAAAGACGUACACUGUUUACUAGUUGGGGGAUAAUUGCAAGCAGGAAUAUGGGCGGACUGAAUUGAGGAGUGAGUGCGUGGAGCGAGUGGGGGGAAGGUCGCAGUGUGUGCGGGAGCAGGAGGUAUCCGGGGCUGCCUGCCGCUCUUGCAGCUGCAUGCCAGGGGAAGGUAGUGCCGGGCACGACGCAUGCUCGCCGCCAGUAGCGGCCGGACCGGCGAGGGGUGAAAGACAGAAGGAAGGGGGAGAGAGAGAGAGAGUGGGAAGGAAGGGGAAGGAGUGAGACCUUUAUACCAUGCAGCAUUCAGCCAGGACAAAGCCGCCGGUUGACUCCCACUCGAGUUAAUGCCUCGGGGGGCGUCGUGUGGUAGCUGGAGCGAGGAGUUUGGCCGCGCCUGGAAAGUUUGUGGGCUGUUGUUGGAGCGGGGCCCGGGGAGGGAACUCGGUGCCCGGGGCAUCGCACCGUCAAGCGCCAGCCACCGUCAAUUGGUGAUUGUUCAAGUGCCAUCAUGGUGAGAUCUACUGCACUACUGGUUUCUUUGCUGCUUUUUCAGCUUAAUAGCUGUGAAGGAAAUAGGAAGAAGGAACCCACGCCAUCAAUACAAUUCACACAGCCCCUUUACAAUGCUUAUAUUUAUGAGAAUUCUGCAGCCAAGACCUAUUUAGAAAGUCAUCCAAAAAUGGGCAUAUACAUCACGCAUCCAGCAUCAGAGUUUCGAUAUAAAAUUAUUUCUGGUGAUCACGAAAACUUGUUUAAAGCUGAAGACUACAAUCUUGGGGAUUUCAGUUUCUUGCGUAUUAGGACCAAGGGAGGGAAUUCUGCAGUCUUAAAUCGAGAGGUGAAGGACCAUUAUUUGCUGAAUGUUAAGGCAAUUGAGAAAAAAACUAAUGCUGAAGCACGGACAAAGGUUAAAGUCCAUGUCUUAGACACAAAUGACCUGCGGCCAUUGUUUUCACCAACAUCGUACAGCGUAUCUUUGGCAGAAAACACACCCUUGAGAACCAGUGUGGCGCGGGUCAGAGCCACUGAUGCAGACAUCGGCACUAAUGGAGAGUUUUAUUACCGCUUCAAGGAUUGGACAGAUACGUUUGCCAUUCAUCCCACCAAUGGUGUAGUUACCCUAACUGGCAGGCUGGACUACUCAGAAAUGAAACAGUAUGAUUUGGAAAUCCUCGCUGCUGAUCGUGGCAAGAAAUUAUAUGGCAGUAGCGGAACAAGUAGCUUGGCAAAGCUUACUGUUCAUGUGGAACAGGGAAAUGAAAAUGUUCCAGUCAUCACAGCCGUUACUCUUGUCCCAUCAGACAUGGAUGAUGAUCCAACAUAUGCGAUCAUAACUGUGGACGAUGAAGACCCAGGAGUCAAUGGAGAAGUAGCUUCCUUAAAUAUUGUAGCAGGUGACCCACUACAUCAGUUCAGAGCCUUGAGAUCAAGUCCUGGUAGCAAAGAAUACCGCAUUAAAGCUGUCGAUCAGAUUGAUUGGGAAAGCCAGCCUUCUGGGUAUAAUCUCACACUUCAAGCCAAGGACAAAGGAAGUCCCCCUCAGUUUUCCUCUGUGAAAGUUAUCCAUGUGACAUCCCCUCAAUCAAAAUCAUUGCCCUGUAGAUUUGAGAAAGCUGUAUAUGAGGCCAGUCUGAAUGAGUUUGCACCACCAAAUUCUCCGGUUGUGAUGGUAACAGCAAAUCCAAUGUACCCGCAAAUUAAAUUUGCUUUCAGGCAUCAAGUGGAUAAGUUUCAUAUUAACCCUGACACUGGUCUCAUCACCACCAAUGAUUUUAUUAAAGCCCAAGAAGCUUCCUCCCAUGAGUUUGAAGUUAUAAUUGUUGACAGACAGGCAUCAACCAAAGUAAUUGUUUACAUAAUAGAUAUGAAUGAUAAUGCUCCUGAAUUCAAGCAGUCAUCAUACAAGGCCACUGUCAGUGAAAAUGUGCCAGUUGGCACCAGUGUCCUGACUGUAAGUGCCACAGACAUUGAUGCUGAUGAGAAUGGAUAUGUAACGUACAGUAUUGCCAACUUGAACCCACCACCUUUUGCAAUAGACUAUUUCAGUGGUGAUAUCAGGACCUCGGAAGAACUGGAUUAUGAAUUGAUGCCAAGGAUUUAUAACUUGCGGGUCCGGGCGUCUGACUGGGGCUCACCUUAUCGACGUGAAGUUGAAGCGCUUGUGACUAUUUUUUUAAGUAACGAAAAUGACAAUAAGCCAUUGUUUGAGAAAGUCAACUGUAUAGGUACAAUUCCGAGGGAUCUGAAUAUUGGUGAACUGAUUACUACUGUAUCUGCUAUUGAUGCAGAUGAGAUGCAGCUUGUAAGAUAUCAAAUAGUAACAGGGAAUGAAUUGGAUUUAUUUGAUUUGAAUCCUAACUCUGGUGUUCUUGUGUUAAAGCGGCUUCUCACUGACGGACCUGGUGUCACAGAAUCUUUUUAUAGUCUGCAGAUCACAGCUACGGAUGGAGAAAACUUUGCUGUUCCAAUGUACAUCAACAUCACUGUUGCAACCAGUCGUAAACAUGUUAAUUUGUUCUGUACGGAAACUGGAGUGGCUAAAUUCUUGGCAGAAAAACUUCUCCAGGCAAAUAAGAUCUACAACCGUGGUGAUGGUGAAGACCUGUUUUCUGAUAAUCAUUCCAUUAAUCGCCAUGCGCCACAGUUUCACAGUUCGUUCCCAGGUGUAAUUCAACUUAAAGAGAAUAGUCCAGUGGGAACAAAGUUAUUGUUUAUAAAUGCUACAGAUUUUGAUAAUGGCUUCAAUGGGAAAUUGGUCCAUGUAAUUUCUGGAGGUGACAUCGACAGCAAGUUCAUUAUUGAUAUGGAAACAGGAUGGUUGAAAGUAUUUUCUCCUCUGGACAGGGAAAAUAAUGAUCAUUAUACACUUAAUAUAACAGUGUAUGAUCUUGGGAUACCUCAGAAGUCUGCUUGGCGUCUGCUAGAUGUAAACAUACUAGAUGCAAAUGAUAAUAGGCCAGAAUUUCUGCAGGAUGUGUAUUCAGAAGUAGUGAGUGAAAACAAAGAAGUGGGAAGCAAAAUUAUUCAACUUGAAGCAACAGAUCGAGAUCUCGGUGCCAAUGGAGAAGUCAGAUAUUCUAUUCUGACAGACACGGAUAUGUUUGCAAUAGAUAGCGUAACUGGAAUUGUGAAAGUUAUAGGAUUGCUAGACCGAGAAAAGGAACCUGUUUACUUACUGAAGGUCCAAGCCAGAGAUCAAGCAAAAGAGGAGCCACAGCUGUUUUCAACAGUUAUACUCAAGGUGACUUUGGAAGAUGUCAAUGAUAAUGCACCAGAGUUUAUUCCCAGAAACUAUCACAUUAAAAUUCGAGAAGAUUUACCAGAAGGAACGGUUGCAAUGUGGUUGGAAGCCUAUGAUCCUGAUGUUGGGCAAAGCAGUCAAGUACGUUAUAGUCUGAUAGACAACGGAGAAGGAUAUUUUGAUGUGGAUAAGCUAAGUGGAGCUCUUCGCAUUGUGCACAAACUAGAUUUUGAGAAGAAGCAGUUCUAUAAUUUGACUGCUCGCGUGAAGGAUAAAGGACGACCAAUUUCUUUAUCUUCAACAUGCUACAUUCAAGUAGAGGUGGUGGAUGUAAAUGAGAAUCUUUAUGCUCCUGCAUUUCCUUUCUUUGUGGCUAAUGGAUCUGUCGGAGAAGAUGUUCCCAUUGGUACAUCAGUAAUGACUAUAACAGCCUCUGACAGUGACAGUGGUAGAGAUGGCGAUGUUAGAUAUUCCAUAAGAGAUGGAUCUGGACUUGGAGUCUUCACAAUUGAUGAAGAAAAGGGUAUAAUAAAAACAGCAGACCUUCUGGACCAUGAAACUACAUCACAUUACUGGCUAACGGUUUUUGCCACUGAUCUUGGAGUCGUGCCUCUCUUCUCCUUCAUCGAAGUGUAUAUUGAAAUUGAGGAUGUUAAUGAUAAUGCUCCACAGACAUCUAAGCCAGUUUAUUACCCCAAUGUCAUGGAGAACUCUCCCAAAGAUGUGUCAGUUGUACAGAUUGAAGCAACUGACCCAGAUUCCAGCGCGAGUGACAGGCUGAGCUACAAAAUUACUAGUGGCAACCCGCAAGGAUUCUUCACUAUAAAUCACGAGACGGGAUUGAUUACAACAACGUCACGGAAACUAGACCGGGAGCAACAGGCAGAACACAUCCUUGAGGUUACAAUUACUGACAAUGACAGUUUUCCAAAAUCUGCUGUUGCUCGAGUUAUCGUGAAAGUUUUGGAUGAAAAUGACAAUAAACCGCAGUUCUUGCAGAAGUUUUAUAAAAUUAAACUACCAGAGAGAAUAAAACCUGAGAGGGAGAAAUCCAUUAAGCGGGAACCCAUCUUCAGAGUCAUUGCUGCAGAUAAAGAUGAAGGCCCAAAUGCUGAAAUGUCUUACAGCAUUCAAGAGGGAGAUGAACAGGGCAAGUUUUUCAUUGAACCUAAAACUGGCGUUGUAUCAUCCAAGAAGUUUUCUGCAGCAGGAGAAUAUGACAUUCUUACAAUAAAAGUUGUGGAUAACGGACGUCCUCAGAAGUCGGCUACAGCUCGGCUGCACGUUGAGUGGAUCGUAAAACCUGAGCCACCUUCUGUACCAUGGCAUUUUGAAGAACCUUUGUUUUCCUUUAGCAUCAUGGAAAGUGAUCCAAUUACUCAUAUGGUGGGAGUCAUUGCAGUUGAACCACUUGGCACUACCCUCUGGUUUGAUAUCACUGGUGGCAACUAUGACAGCCGAUUUGAUGUGGACAAAGGUAGUGGAACCAUUAUCGUUGCCAGACCACUUGAUGCAGAACAGAAAUCAAAUUACAAUUUGACAGUGGAGGCAACAGAUGGGACAAUGUCCAUUAGCACUCAGGUCUAUAUUAAAGUAAUUGAUACAAAUGACCAUCGACCUGAGUUUUCAAAACCAGAAUAUGAAGUUAGUAUCCCAGAAGACACACUUCCUGAAACAGUAAUUCUGCAAGUUAGUGCCACAGAUAAGGAUGAGAAGAAUAAGUUGAUUUAUACUCUUCAAAGCAGCACGGAUCCAAUCAGUCUGAAAAGGUUCAGGCUGGAUCCUGGAACUGGUGUUAUCUUUACAGCAGAAAGACUGGACCAUGAGACCAAACAUCAGCAUGUACUUACUAUUAUGGUUCGAGAUCAAGAUGUUCCCGUCAAGCGUAAUUAUGUGAGAGUCAUUGUUAAUGUUGAAGACACCAAUGACCAUGCACCAUGGUUUACCAGUUCUUCCUAUACUGGUCGUGUCUUUGAAUCGGCUGCAGUUGAUUCGGCAGUGCUUCAAGUUAUGGCAUUGGACAAAGAUAAGGGACAGAAUGCAGAAAUUACAUACACAAUUGAGUCGGGAAAUGCUGGUAACAGCUUUGCCGUUGAUCCAGUUCUGGGAACGAUCACAGUUGCUAAAGGCCUGAAUCGUAGUACACGAGUGCAAUAUGAACUUAUAGUCAAAGCAACUGAUGGAGGAAAUGUUCCAAUGAGUGCCAUUACCAUUGUCCGCAUCUUUGUGACCGUUUCUGAUAAUGCAGCGCCCAAGUUUGCAGUGAAAGAAUACCACGGAGAAAUAAGUGAAGGGGCCAGCAUUGGUAGUUUUGUCAUCCUGAUAACUGCAUCCAGUCAAUCAUCUAUUGUUUAUGAAGUAAAAGAUGGAAAUACAGAUGGCGCAUUCAACAUCAACCCUAACUCAGGAGUCAUCAUUACUCAGAAGGCACUUGACAAUGAAGGACUGGCUUUCUACCGACUCAUUGUUCAAGCUACAAAUAUGGCUGGGUUAUCUACUAAUAUCACAGUUUUGAUACGGCUGCAAGAUGAAAAUGACAACAUGCCGGUCUUCAUUCAGUCAGAGUAUGUUGGAAUCAUUAGUGAGUCUGCCCAAGUCAACAGUGUUGUUCUGAAUAACCAAAGUACUCCACUGGUAAUUCAAGCCACAGAUGUUGAUGCAGGAUCCAAUGCUCUUCUGGUUUAUCAAAUUGCUGAGCCAUCUGCCCAGAAAUAUUUUGCCAUUGAUUCCAGCACGGGUGCCAUUCGUGCAGAGCUGAAGCUAGACUAUGAGCAGACUAAUAUUUUUCAUUUCACCGUGCAAGUGCAUGACAGUGGAAACCCACGGUUGUUUGCAGAACAUGGCACAAACGUUACCAUUCAUGUGAUCGACGUAAACGAUUGUCCCCCAGUCUUCGUGCAAGAUUUGUAUGAUGUCUCUCUUCUUGUGCCAACAUAUAAAGGUGUGAAAGUGACUGUCGUAAAUGCCACAGAUGCAGAUUCUAAUUCAAACGCGGAUCUAAUAUAUUCCAUAAUUGAUGGUAACAUAGGUGAGAAGUUCUCCAUAGAUGUAAAGACGGCACUUAUUUCAGUGCAAAACACUACCCAAUUGAGAAGCCGAUAUGAACUUAAAGUCAGAGUUAGUGAUGGCAAGUUUUCAACUACAACUUCGGUACGAAUAAAUAUAAAAGAAAGCAAAGAAAACCACCUGAGGUUCACACAAAGUUCGUAUUUUGCUGUAGUAAAGGAAAACUCCACAGAGAUUAAAACUAUAGCCAUUAUUACUACAAUGGGCAAUGACAUGAAUGAGCCAUUAUUUUACCACAUCCUUAAUCCUGAUAGAAAGUUUAAAAUAAGUCACACGUCGGGUGUUCUCUCAACUACAGGAAUUAUGUUUGAUCGUGAAGUGCAGGAAGUGUUUGAUGUAGUGGUUGAAGUUAGCGAAGAAAAAAACCCAUCAAGAAUGGCUCAUGUGGUUGUAAAGGUUACCGUUGAAGACAUUAAUGACAAUGCUCCAAUUUUUGUCAACCUGCCUUAUUAUGCGAUUGUCCAAGUUGAUGCUGAAGUAGGCCAUGUUAUUCGCAAGGUCACCGCUAUAGAUAAGGAUAUUGGUAAGAAUGGAGAAGUUUACUAUUAUCUCAAAGAACACCAUGAGCAUUUCCAGAUAGGACCGUCGGGGGAAAUAUCCCUAAAGAAGAAUUUUGAACCCAACCUCUCAAAUAUGGAGCAUAUUAUUAUUGUUGUUGUGAAGGACGGAGGGGAGGUAUCACUUUCUGCAGAAGUUGAAGUACCCAUCACCGUUAUAAACAAAGCCAUGCCUGUAUUUGAAAAACCAUUCUACAGUAUUGAGAUACCUGAAAAUAUUCAGCUUCACACCCCAGUUGUACAUGUUCAGGCUAAUAGUCCAGAAGGCCCCCGGGUAAUUUACAGUAUAACAGAUGGAGAUCCUUUCAAUCAGUUCACAAUCAACUUCAACACUGGAGUCAUAAAUGUAAUUAGCGCAUUAGACUUUGAAACACAUCCAGCUUACAAGUUAACCAUACGAGCAAUGGACUCGCUGACGGGCUCCCACUCUGAGGUGUUUGUCGACAUUGUGGUGGAAGAUAUCAAUGAUAAUCCUCCAGUGUUUGCAGAGAGAAAAUAUACUGCCACUCUGUCUGAGGCCUCGGUGGUAGGCACAUCAGUGGUUCAGGUCAGUGCUACAGAUUCAGAUUCUGGAAUAAAUAAAGUCCUUUACUACCAAUUAGUGGAAGAUGACACCAAAAGCUCGGAAUAUUUUCACAUUGAUAGCACCAGUGGUCUCAUUUUAACAGCACGGAUGCUGGAUUAUGAACAUAUUCAACAGUAUGAUCUCCUUGUCAGAGCCUUGGAUAAUGGAAAGCCCCAACUUAGUAGUGACAUUAUUGUGACUCUGCACGUCACUGAUUUGAAUGACAACCCACCACUGUUCAAUGAACUGCUGUACCAAGCAUCAAUAAGUGAGCCCAUAGGCCGGGGGCAUUUCGUGACGCUAGUGCAAGCCUCGGAUGCAGAUACUUCUGAUGUGGAGAAACUCCGAUACUCGAUUGUGUCUGGCAACGAUCGUACAAAUUUUGCAAUAGAUAGCAAGUUGGGCAUUAUUACUAUUGCAAACUUACCCAAGCAAAAUCUGGAGGCAGUUUAUAAUCUUGGAGUAAGUGUAUCAGAUGGGGUUUUCAGAAGCUCGGCAAAAGUUCUGGUAAAUAUUAUGACUGCUAAUUUCCAUCAUCCAGUUUUUGAUCAAAGUGACUACGAAGUAGAAUUGGCGGAAAAUUCGGAAAUUGACACCCUUUUGAUUGCAGUAAAGGCAACAGAUAAAGACUCUGACACAUAUGGGCAAAUAAAUUAUUCCAUUGUGAAUGACUUUGCAAGAGAUAAGUUUUCUGUUGAUCAGAGAGGAAGAAUUUUCACCUCUGAGAAAUUGGACCGUGAAAAUCCAGUAGAGAAGGUGAUCACUAUCGGUGUUAUGGCAAAAGAUGGUGGAGGAAAAGUGGCUUUCUGCAAUGUCAAUGUGAUACUCACUGACGAAAAUGAUAAUGUACCUCAGUUCCGAGCUGCGGAGUACAAGGUAAACAUUGGUUCGUAUGCUUCAAAGGGAUCUUCAGUCAUUAGAAUUGUAGCUUCCGAUGCUGACGAAGGUAGCAAUGCAGAUAUCGUGUACACCAUUGAAGCUGCUUCCGACAAUGUUGAAGAAAACCUUCAAAUUAAUUCAUUUACCGGUGUCAUCAGUACCAAGGAAAGUCUGGUUGGAUUAGAAAAUAACUUUUACACUUUCUUUGUUAGAGCUAGAGAUGGUGGAAUUCCACAGCUAGAAUCGGUUGUCACUGUCUAUGUACGAAUCCUCCUACCGGAAGUUCCUCUUCCAGUAUUUCCAGAACCCUUCUACACGUUCGCUGUUUCUGAAGAAAUUAGCAUUGGAACUGAGAUUGAUUUGAUCAGAGCAGACAGUGAUCAGCCCCUGAUCUACAGUCUUGUGGAGGGAAAUACCCCUGAAAGUAACAUGGAUAAAAUAUUCAUGAUAGAACCCGAUACUGGAAGGUUGAAAACUGAAAAGUCUCUUGAUCAUGAAACGACCAAAUGGUACCAAAUUACAGUCAUGGUGCGAUAUAAUUUUAAGGAAUAUGAAGUAUUUUCUUCUGUGGAUGUAAGCAUUCAAGUGAAAGAUGAGAAUGACAACAAGCCCAUUUUUGAUUCUAAUCCUUACGAAGCAUUUGUUGUGGAAAAUCUGCCUGAAGGAACCACAGUAAUUCAAGUAAAAGCUUCAGACCAGGAUUCUGGUGUGAAUGGCCAGGUGACCUACAGCUUAGCUCAAUCUCAGGAUCUUGACCAUGUGCUAGACCUCUUCACCAUUAAUGGCGAAACAGGUUGGAUAACAACCCUCAAAGAGUUAGACCAUGAGGAACAGAAGAAGUAUAGUAUCAUAGUGGUGGCAUCCGAUCAUGGAGAAAAGGUACAGUUGUCAGCUUCGACAUUAGUCGAUAUCACCGUCACUGAUGUGAAUGACAACCCUCCUCGCUUUACUGCUGAAGUGUACAAGGGGACUGUGAGUGAAGAUGAUCCACCUGGUGGAGUGAUCGCUAUAUUGAGUACGACAGAUGCUGAUACCGAGGAAGUCAACAGACGUGUUACCUGUUACAUUGCAGGUGGUGAUGCUCUGGGACAGUUUGCCAUUGAGCACAUUCAGAAUGAAUGGAAAGUUUAUGUCAGGAAGCCUUUGGAUAGAGAAAAGAAGGAUCAUUAUCUUUUAAACAUUAUAGCUACUGAUGGAACUUUAGUAGCCAGAGCAAUUGUUGAAGUUAAAGUCCUUGAUGCAAAUGAUAACAGUCCAAUUUGUGAAAAGACACUCUACACUGAGACCAUUGCAGAGGAUGUUCCUUCUGCCAAACUAAUCCUUGUGGUUUUGGCUGAAGAUGCAGAUAUCCGUUCGAAUGGAGCAGUCACUUACACGCUCCAUGGAACUGGGGCAGAGAAAUUCAGAUUAGAUUCUGUCACCGGUGAAUUGAAAACAUUUGCUCCUCUUGAUCGUGAGCAGCAAGCAGUUUAUAAUCUGUUGGUGAAAGCCAGUGAUGGAGGAGGCCGUUUCUGUCAGGCCGAGAUUGUUGUUACACUGGAGGAUGUGAAUGAUAAUGCACCGGUCUUUUCAUCUGAAUCGUACACUGUAUCUGUCUUUGAAAACACAGCCAAUAAAACACUGCUGACAAGAGUUCAAGCCACUGACUCGGAUGCAGGCUUGAAUCGUAAGGUGCUUUAUUCACUAAUGGAUUCUACAAAUGAUCAUUUCUCCAUUGAUGAAUUGUCUGGAAUUGUCAGUCUGGAGAAGACAUUGGAUCGGGAACUCCAAGCAUCGUACAGUCUCUCUGUGAAGGCCACUGAUCAGGGAGCUCUAAAAAAGCUCUCAUCUGUAUGUACUGUACUGAUUUCUGUGCUGGACAUUAAUGACAACCCACCUGUGUUUGAGCAUAGAGAGUACCUAGCAACACUUCCUGAGAAUAUUCAUCUGGGAACUGAGGUGCUUCAGGUAUUUGCAGCCAGCAGGGAUGCUGAGGCCAAUGCCGAGAUUACAUAUUCCAUCAUCAGUGGCAAUGAACAUGGGAAAUUCAGCAUUGAUCCAAGCACAGGUGCCAUUUUUGUGAUCUCAAGCCUGGACUUUGAAACAUCUCAUGAAUAUUAUUUGACAGUUGAAGUCACGGAUGGUGGAACACCUUCACUUAAUGAUGUGGCGACAGUGAAUAUUAAUGUGACAGACAUCAAUGACAACACUCCGAAGUUCAGUCACGAUGUAUACAUGGCGGUGAUAAGUGAAGAUGCUCCUCUGGGACAGCUGGUUGUUACAGUCAUUUCAGAUGACUCAGAUGGCCCUUCAAACAACCAAAUCUACUAUUCUAUCAUUAAUGGUAAUCAAGGCAGCCCAUUCACUAUUGAUAAUACCAAGGGGGAAAUAAAGGUGGCACAACAUUUGGACAGAGAAAAAAUUUCUGGCUAUACCCUGGUAGUCCAAGCUUCAGACAAUGGCACUCCUUCUCGGUUCAACACAACUACAGUCAAUAUUGAUGUAGCUGAUGUCAAUGAUAAUCCUCCAAUGUUCUCUCAGACAAACUAUAGCGUUGUCAUGCAGGAAAACAAGCCCUUUGGAUCCAGUGUGCUGCAGCUUCAAGUGAUAGACAGAGAUUCAUCGCACAAUGGCCCUCCAUUCACUUUUACAAUCAUGAGAGGGAAUGAAGAGAAUGAAUUUCAGAUAAAUCCACAAGGUCUGCUCUUAUCGUCAUCUCAACUUGACCACAAGAUCAAAGAUGUUUAUCUAUUGCAGGUGCAGGUGACUGACAACGGGCGACCUCCAUUAUCCUCAUCAACAUUCAUAAACCUUAAAAUUAUUGAAGAAAGUAUUUAUCCCCCAGCUAUACUUCCUCUAGAAAUCCACAUAACCACUGUUGGAGAUGAGUAUGCAGGAGGCGUUAUAGGAAAGAUUCAUGCAACAGAUCAGGAUAUAUAUGAUACUCUCAGCUACAGCCUUGCUUCUGACAUGGGAAGCUCAUUUGCAGUUUCCAGCACUGACGGCAAAAUGAUCGCACAUAAGCAUUUGGAUGUUGGUCAAUAUAUUCUUAAUGUCACCGUUACUGAUGGCCGGUUUACAACAGCCGCUGACGUAUCUGUGCAUGUUAAGCAAGUGACACAAAAUCAGGUCAACCACUCCAUAGCCAUACAAUUUGCAAACAUUACACCUGAAGAGUUUAUAGGGGACUAUUGGCGUAAUUUCCAAAGAGCAUUGCGAAACAUUCUUGGCGUUAGAAGGCACGAUGUACAUGUUGUGAGUUUGCAACCUUCUGAACCACCUUCAAACUUGGAUGUGCUCCUAACGGUCAAUAAAGCAAGUGAUUCUUUACACCUGCCUGAAGUUCUUUACCAUAAGCUGAAUGCCUCUGUGGUGGACAUGGAAGAAAUGAUGGGUGUCCGAAUACUAAGAGUCAUUCACAAACUUUGUGCUGGCCUAGAUUGCCCAAUUAAAUUCUGUGAAGAGAAGAUCACCAUAGAUAGCAAUACCAUGUCAACACACAGCACUGCAAGGCUGAGCUUUGUAACACCAAGGCACCAUAGAACGGCCGUCUGUCUUUGUAAAGACGGCAAAUGCCCCACUAUAUAUAAACCCUGUGAAGGUAAUCUCUGUCCUGCUGAUACUGAAUGCGUACCUGACGCGAAAGAAGGAAGAUACACGUGCUUAUGUAAAAAUGGGAAUCUGGGCCAAUGCUCUGGUGGUGCUUCUCUGUCAUUCAACGGCAAUAGUUACGUGAAAUAUCGGCUCAUAGAAAAUGAGAAUAAAGAAGAAAUGAAACUUUCUCUGCGUUUACGGACUUACCAUCCACAUGCUGUUGUCAUGUAUGCAAGAGGAACGGACUACAGCAUUCUGGAAAUUAACAAUGGAAGAUUGCAUUACAAGUUUGACUGUGGGAGCGGUCCAGGAACUGUGUCUGUGCAGAGCAUUCAAGUCAAUGAUGGAGAAUGGCAUUCUGUUUCAUUGGAAGUUGAUGGAAAUUACGCAAGAUUGGUUCUUGACCGAGUCCAUACAGCAGCUGGUACUGCUCCAGGCACCCUGAGAACACUAAACUUGGACAACUUCUUGUAUUUUGGUGGCCAUAUCCGUCAACCGCGCACAAAACAUAGCAGAAAUCUGCAGGUCAGCAAUGGCUUCAGAGGCUGCCUGGAAUCAGUCAUGCUGAAUGGGCAAGAGCUGCCUUUAAAUAGUAAGCCAAGAGCCUAUGCAGUCAUGGAAGAAUCUGUUGAAAUGUCUUCUGGUUGUUCAGUAAUGCUUGCAGAAGGCUGUUCAAGCAGUCCAUGCAUGAACAGUGGUACUUGUUCAUCGCUGCCUAAUGGAGGCUACUUUUGUAAAUGCACUUCUCUGUUUAUGGGCAUUCAUUGUGAAAUUGGUGUCAGCCCUUGUGCUUCGAACCCGUGUCUGUAUGGUGGAACUUGCAUUCCAGUGAAUGAUGAUUAUAUCUGCCAGUGUAGAGGACAAUAUACGGGAUUAAGAUGUCAAGUUGGUCCUUACUGCAAAGAUAAUCCAUGUAAAAAUAAUGGCAAAUGCAUCGAUAGUCUUGAUGGCCCAGUUUGUGAAUGUGAACCAGGUUAUCGUGGAGAGAGAUGUGUUGCUGAUAUUGAUGAAUGUUACAAAAGCCCUUGUCUUAACACAGGCAAGUGUGAAAACACAUAUGGGUCCUUCAACUGCAAUUGCAGCCAUGGCUUUGGUGGAAAACUUUGUGACGAUACUGUGGUUAACAAAUAUAUAUCCACACCAUGGAACAUUGGCCUAGAAGAAGUUAUUGGAAUUAUAAUCUUUGUCGCGACCAUAUUUAUCCUUGUUUUAUUCUUUGUCUUCUUCCGUAAGAAGGUUUGUAAAAAGAAGCAUCAUAACGAUGCUAGUGAAAAACGCAUUGGAGCGACCACUUCUUUCUUGCAGAAGAACUACUUUGAUUCUAAAAUGAAUAAAACAAUCUAUUCAGACAUUCCACCACAGGUGCCUGUUCGUCCAAUCUCUUAUACUCCAAGUAUUCCAAGUGACUCCAGAAACAAUCUUGACCGAAAUUCUUUUGAAGGAUCUGCAAUACCCGAGCAUCCAGAAUUCAGCACCUUCAAUCCAGACUCUAUGCACGGACAUCGGAAAACUGUGGCCGUUUGCAGUGUUGCUCCGAACCUACCUCCUCCUCCUCCAUCCAACUCUCCAUCAGAUUGCGAUUCCAUACAAAAACCAAGUUGGGACUAUGACUACGAUGCAAAAGUGGUGGAUCUUGAAUCCUGUCCAUCAAAAAUGACUCUUGAGGAUAGUGCUUGCCAUCCUUUUAACACCCGGGGAAGCAUCUCAGAGGUCCAGUCUCUUAGUUCUUUCCAGUCUGAAUCGUGUGAUGACAAUGCUUCCAUAGUGACUGUAAUACACCUUGUCAAUGCAGUUGUUGACUCGGUAGAAAAAGAAGAAACUUUUGCGGGUCAUGACCUCAAGAAUCCAAGAGCAUAUCACUGGGACACAUCGGAUUGGAUGCCCAAUGUUCAACUGCCUGGCAUCCAGGAAUAUCCGCAGUAUGAGGUAACAGAGCACGCCGCCCCACUUUAUUCUGAUCCCAAUGCCAUUGACACGGACUACUACCCUGGAGGGUAUGACAUUGAAAGUGAUUUCCCACCGCCUCCAGAUGAUUUCCCCAUUCACGGUGAACUGCCGCCUUUGCCCCCGGAAUACAAUGAGUUUGAUUCCAUACAGCCUCCACGGGACAUGCCCACUGCAGCAAGUCUGAAUUCAACAUCGCAAAAUAAACAGCAUUUUAACAUGAACCAGUAUCUCCCCCACCACCACUAUUCAGCGGACCUCUCAGAAUGCCAGAAUGCAGUCCCCGCAGGAAACAGCUACCGGGGCACCUACCCAUCCUACUCCUUAACGUAUAACGAUGACUUUGAAGCACCCAGCAUGGAUAAUAUCUCCAUGUCUGUCUACACGUCUACUACCGCCUCUUGCUCUGAUGUCUCGGCGUGCUGUGAGAUGGAAGAAUCGGAAGUCAUGAUGAGUGACUAUGAAAGUGGGGAUGAAGGCCACUUUGAUGAUGUAACUAUUCCACCAUUGGAUUUUCAGCAACACACUGAAGUCUGACAGUUCAUACAAAAUUAAAGUGCCUGGGCUUUAACCGGACGGACUGCGUCAAGCAACAGUUGCUUCUAUAUUGACAAGUAUUCUAUGUUAUUUUGCAUAUUGAUUUGCGAGCGUGGGUGGUGAGCUAAUUCCAGCAUGGCUGCAGUUGAUCAUGCAGCAUGUUCCUAAACAUCGUCACUUUCUUUCUCCUGAGCUACUGGAACUGAAUUUAACAACUUACAUUUUCAUUGGCUGUGCCAUUUCAGAAUGUGGUUUUGUAUCAGUAUCAACAUGCAAAGUAUUGAAGGAUUUUGAUAUUUGGCAAUAUAGUUCACACCAUCUUUUCAUUGUGGUAUUGGUCUGUAUUUAUGUAGUUCUAAUAAUACAGAGAUUAAUUUUUUUAAAGUAUUUUUCUUGUCCUGCAGUUUUUCUUUGUAAAUUUAAUGUACAGUUCUGAUUAAAUAGUUUAAACUAGGGUUUUGUAGAUAUAUGUGGAUUUGUUUCCAGAAUGUUAGUGCUGUUCAAGUGUGUUAAUCACUUGCUUUGACAUUGGCAUACCCUGAUAGUUGCAUACAAACCAGUGAUUAGGGUUGUGCUCUUAACUUUAUUAUUUCCAGUCAAUUUAAACAUUCAUCAUAAACAUUUUUACCAAAUGUACCAAAAUGCCAAGUUGAAAUGAAUGAGUGGGUUUAUUCUGCUAUGUUUGGGUCUGAAACAUGAAAAUGUCUUAACAGCGAAUGAGUGCAUUUUUAAAUUGUAAAUUGUGUGAAUUUAUUUUUCAGUAAAAGGGGACCUACUGAAUUUUUAGAACCAAAACUUUGCAUAACAUGACAAUGACUUUCUAAAGCUCUCUGUGGUGCAAUGGUCCUGAAUUUUUUUUAAUGAAACUUCCAUUAGCAUACACUUACUUUCGCAUUGGUAAUAAAUUGUGGAAAA
This is a messenger RNA of Leucoraja erinaceus (little skate), 15716 nucleotides long. It is a transcript of the gene fat1a, whose product is annotated as FAT atypical cadherin 1a. Gene Ontology annotation, molecular function: calcium ion binding. The record is from RefSeq and is a predicted model, not a curated record. The transcript has 29 exons. The coding region runs from base 948 to 14801 and encodes 4617 amino acids. Gene Ontology annotation, biological process: homophilic cell-cell adhesion. Gene Ontology annotation, cellular component: plasma membrane. Lineage: Eukaryota; Metazoa; Chordata; Chondrichthyes; Rajiformes; Rajidae.